CCCCCCCCCGUGGAUAGCUCAUGACCUCUCAUCAUCCUGCCCUGAUGUGUCGGUGAUAUGGGAGAGUGGUGGACAUCAGUGCCAUUAGGAACAUCUAUGGGAAACUAUGAGAUCUCCAGCAUAUCACAUGUGACAAUGUCUCCCUCGAGGCAGAACAAUCUUGUGUCAAUGUACUCCUCUUUGCCUUCUCUCUUGAGAAGCUCCUACAAUGUGAUAAGUGCCUUUUGUACCGAGGAUAACAUUCCUCACUGCAUUUCAUACAUCAAUCAGGAGCUCGCCUCACUGGGCCUCUCCUCGGCAUGUAUUGAGGCCAGCUCACCAGGGGGAGCCGCCCUGAACACAGUGUCAGCCCUGAAUGCCAUGUAUGAGCUGCUCCAGAUUCACAAACGCAACAUGUGCUCUUUAGAGGAGCUCGAGAACGAACAGCUGAAGAAAUCAAAUUCCUUGGAACACAUGCAGAUGAACAAUUCCAGACUCAAGGAUCAAUUGGAACUGUCUAUUAGGGAGAAAUCGGGUCUACAUGAGACAGAGAGGCAGCUACAGCUCAAAAUUAAGACUUUACAGAGCUGCUUGAAAACAGAAAAAGACGAGGUUCAGAAGCUCCAGAGUAUCAUAGCCAGUCGUGCCUCGCAGUACAGUCACGAUGCCAAACGGAAAGAACGAGAAGCUGCCAAGCUCAAGGAACGCCUCGGCCAGCUCCUGGUCGACAGAAAGGACAAGAAACUAGCUAUUGAUGUACUGAAUAGCUUGGGACGGUCGGAUGGAAAAAGGAGCCACUGGAAGAACGCAAAAGCCACAGCCAGCCACGAAGGUGACAUGUACAAGUCCUUACUCAACGACUACGAGGCCACUCAGAAGUCCUUGAUGAUGGAGAACGCUGAGCUCAAGAAGGUUCUUCAGCAGAUGAAGAAGGAGAUGAUCCACAUUCUGAGUCCACGUCAGCCUUCUACCAGGGGAGCCUCUGCUGAGGACACUCAGGAGCAGUCUCUGUUGGAUUCAGAUGUUGAGGAGAAGACUGGUGACUCGAGCAGGGAAACUCUGGACCAAUCAUGUGAGCAGGCAAGAGAACAGCUCACCAACAGUAUCCGGCAGCAGUGGAGGAAACUGAGAAACCACAUGGAGAAGUUAGACAGCCAAGCCUCACAGGUCCAGAAUCAGGUGGAGUCCAAUCAAGAGGUGAUACCAAGAGAGACCCACGAGGACGAGAUGGAGAGGAUGAGGCGUGAAGUGCAGCAGUGCAAAGAGUUCAUUCAUGCACAGCAGCAGCUCCUUCAGCAACAACUCAACACAUCAUUUGAUGAGGAGACAGCAGUCCUUCUAAACGACUGCUACACUUUGGAGGAGAAGGAGCGGCUCAAGGAGGAAUGGAGGCUGUUUGAAGAACAAAAGAGGAACUUUGAGAGGGAGAGGAAGAAUUUCACAGAGGCUGCUAUUCGCCUGGGGCGAGAGAAAAAGGCCUUUCAGGAGGACCGUGCUGCUUGGCUCAAGAAUCAGUUUUUGAACAUGACUCCUUUCACGGACCGUAGAUGUUCCUCGUCUGACGGUCAAAGUGCCUUAUCGAUCAGAAGUGAACCAGAGAUGAGGAUGUCUUCCGCAAAAGCUCGGCUGGCCAAAUCCUCGACCUAUGCGACGUUCUCCACACCUAAAGCAACACAAAGUGCCACUGUGCCAUCCACAACUGAACUGUACCGCACACUCCGCCUGAUACCAGACAGCAGUUCAUCCAGACAUUCAAAUCGAGGAAGCUGGCAAGAAUCCAGCGCCAUUGACGAUGGAGAUACUCGGUUCAAGAUUAAAAACAGAGUUCGAUGUGGAGACUUGAGUAUCUUCUCUCUGGGUGAAGAUGAGAACAGCCUCACUUGAACUUCCAGUGCCUUUUUUUUUUUUUUUUUCUUGUGAUUUUGCAACGGACUAUCCAUCGAUCCCUGACGGAAUUCCAACACUACAAAUGAACACUUAAACUUUUUUUCAGCAUUGCUCUCAUGUUGCUUUGUCAUGGAUAUGCACAGAUCAUUCAUCGACAGCUGAACAAACGAGAAAGCACUUUAAUGACCCUGCCAUUAUUUUCUUUACCAACAAAUCAACACUGACAACUCAGAUUUUUAAACUGUUCAGUGGAGGGUAUGUACCAAGUAGUGAUAUGUUAGUUUAAGAUGAACUUGUUUACAUAUUCUACAUGAAUAAAUUAUAAGUAUAAUUUUAAUGAAAGUAAAUAUUGACAUUCGAUUUAUAAUAUGCUCUGCUAAGGUAACUCCACAA
This is a messenger RNA of Labrus mixtus (cuckoo wrasse), 2259 nucleotides long. RefSeq names its product synovial sarcoma, X breakpoint 2 interacting protein a (gene ssx2ipa). The coding region runs from base 58 to 1863 and encodes 601 amino acids. The transcript has 13 exons. The record is from RefSeq and is a predicted model, not a curated record. NCBI's taxonomy places the organism in Eukaryota, Metazoa, Chordata, Actinopteri, Labriformes, Labridae.